CAACAAACGGGCCCGACUGGACUUUGUCUAAGCUAGGAGCAAUUAUAUUAAUUUUGCUUUGAUAUUACUUUCUAUAUUCAUCUUUGAAUUGGCCUGGGACAUUCACACCCAAAACUUUCUGCGAAUUUUUGGCUCUCCGCAUCAUCGCAGCGGAAGCAAUUUUUUCUUAACUUUACGACUGCAGCUAUACCUCAAAACACACUUUCUUGAUAAACAUAAUGGCUGUGGCCAAGCAAGAGUCCAGAUCGUCAUCGCCGGCGUCGGAAAGCGAAGAGAGCGGGUCGAGCAGAUCGUCGUCUCCGGCCAACGUGAAGCAGGAGGCCGAAGAGUCGUCCAGCGGAGAAUCAGAGUCGGAAAGCGGAUCAGACGCCUCCAGUGAGAGCGGCGAGAGUGGUAGUGAGAGUGAAAAUGAGAGGGAGGCCUCCCUGAAGGAGGAAGAAAAGAGCGAGGAACCUACCAGGAAGAAGUCUAAUAUCUCGUUUAUCGAACCGCAAGCCUUCAAACCACCAUUGGGCUUCAAGUCCGCGAAAAAGCAGUCCUCAUCCUCCAACGUCUCAUCCCUCCUCUCCAACCUCCGCGGCAAGCAGGUCUUCCAUAUCACCGCCCCAUCCUACCUCCCUAUCUCAAAAGUGAAAGACAUUUCGUUAGCCAAGGUCAUGCAAGGCGAGCCGGUAUUGAAACAUGACGGCGUGAAUUAUGGGAUACCGGCGGACAGCAUCAGCCAAGGCGAAACGGACGGAAAGACACUCUUUCUUCACGACUCGAGGACCCAGAAAUACCACAGCACGCCUGCGAAUAAUGUCCAAAGCUACCACGUUCAGGAGUUGAUCAGUAUUCCGGAGAGCAAUGGCCCGGCAUCGAUUGCGGCGCAGGACUACGAAAAGCCCCCGAGGACACAACCCAAGAACCUGAAGAUGCGCUUCCGGCCCGUGGGAAGUGGAGACGGACCCGCGGAGACGCUUGGUAGCUCCGAAUCAGAGGAGGAGGACGAGAAGCCGAAAUUCAAGGUUCCCAAGGGGUCUUCUGAGAAGGAAGAGCGGAAGCGGAAACACCACCACACUGAAGGAGACAGCACUCAGGCAACUGCGGCUCCCCGGAAGAAGUCGAAGAAGCAUUCAUCUGGUGAUAAGAUGGACGUCGACGAGAAGACUGAGAAGAAGUCCAGCAAGAGUAAAGAUGAGAAGAAGCGGAAAAAGACGGAAAAGGCUUGAGCGUAGCUCUUGUUUGGACAUUUCAUCUGUGCUUCCAAAAGUUGAUAUAGAUGGGGAUUGCUUGUAUCUUACUGCAUCAUGGCGUAUGAAAUGGUUGAUUUUUAGUUGUAAAGUACUGUACAUACCUAGUCUGCUAGAAUGCAUCGGCUUAUUCAGACUUCUACUCCGUAACUACUGACUCUGGUAUCUAAACUCCAUAUCAGACUCUCAUAUCGGCCCACCGUAUCGGGUCGAUCAUUCUGAUAUGAUCCAACCCAGUCUCCAUACAUUACCCACGCAGUUAGAUCAGAUAUAAGACAAUGGAGCCAGCAUACUUGUAUUCUCA
Messenger RNA from Aspergillus ruber CBS 135680, 1536 nucleotides. Its product is annotated as DNA-directed RNA polymerase I subunit RPA34. Lineage: Eukaryota; Fungi; Ascomycota; Eurotiomycetes; Eurotiales; Aspergillaceae. Bases 219 to 1211 code for a protein of 330 amino acids. The transcript has 2 exons. The record is from RefSeq and is a predicted model, not a curated record. Gene Ontology annotation, biological process: transcription by RNA polymerase I.